UCCACUUCCGGUCACGUGUUUCCGGUGUCAUGGCGCAGGCGGUCAAUGUCUCUGAGCUCCCCCUGCAGCAGCUGGAGACGCUCAGGAGCCAAUUGGAGCAGGAGACGGAGUUUUUAACCACCUCCAUCCAGCAGCUGAAACUCGUUCAGUCCAAGUAUGUCGAGUCCAAGGAGUGUGUGAACAAACUGAGCAAAGACAACGCGGGAAAGGAUGUUUUGGUUCCCCUGACAAGUUCUAUGUACGUACCAGGGAAACUAGAGGACGUUCAACAUGUCCUCGUGGAUGUCGGGACUGGGUACUACGUGGAAAAGGAUGUCGGUGAAGCCCGGGAUUUCUUCACGCGGAAAGUGGAAUUCCUGACUAAACAGAUAGAGAAGGUGCAGCCCGCCCUCCAGGAGAAAUACACCAUGAAGCAGGCGGUUAUCGAAAUGCUGAACCAGAGAAUCCAGCACAUGGCAGCGCUGAACACCUCGCAGACCGGAACCUCCAAGGCCUGAGUGACGCUCCGUACCACCCUGCCCUGUGACCUCCCUGUCAGACACAGUAAUCCCAGCCUGUGGGUCAGCACUAACCGGAUCACCGCUCUUUAUAACCUCGCCACACACCCAGCACCUGUAACCUGGUUACCGGGAGUGUGUCAUAGCGUGUAACCUGGUUACCGGGAGUGUGUAACUGUGUCUAACGUGGUUAGAGUGAGUGUGUAACAGUAUGUAACCUGGUUACCGUGAGCGUGUAAGUGUGUAUCCUGGUUAGAGUGAGUGUGUAACAGUGUUUAACCUGGUUACCGUGAGUGUGUAACCUGGUUAGAGUGUGUAACAGUGUGUAACCUGGUUAGAGUGAGUGUGUAACAGUGUCUAACCUGGUUACUGUGAGUGUGUAACCUGGUUACCGUGAGUGUGUAACGGUGUAACCUGGUUACCGUGUGUGUGUAACAGUGUGUAACCUGGUUACUGUGAGUGUGUAACCUGGUUACCGUGAGUGUAACGGUGUAACCUGGUUACCGUGUGUGUGUAACAGUGUGUAACCUGGUUACUGUGAGUGUGUAACCUGGUUACCGUGUGUGUGUAACAGUGUGUAACCUGGUUACCGUGAGUGUGUAACCUGGUUAGAGUGAGUGUGUAACAGUGUGUAACCUGGUUACUGUGAGUGUGUAACCUGGUUACCAUGAGUGUGUAACAGUGUCUAACCUGGUUACUGUGAGUGUGUAACGGUGUAACCUGGUUACUGUGAGUGUGUAACAGUGUGUAACCUGGUUACUGUGAGUGUGUGUAACCUGGUUACCGUGUGUGUGUGUAACAGGCUAUAACAUUGCGGUGUGUACCUCGGUUUACUGGGAGGAAUGUUCCCACGUUUGAAGCUGUCACAGGGUGAGUGUAACCUUGCAGCCGGUGAGCGGAGUGUUUACCGCCUUGUUGUGUAUUUCCCUGAGACCCUCUACAUUAUAAUUACCCUCCACAUUCA
Messenger RNA from Hemiscyllium ocellatum (epaulette shark), 1461 nucleotides. It is a transcript of the gene pfdn5, whose product is annotated as prefoldin 5. The transcript has 6 exons. Gene Ontology annotation, biological process: protein folding; regulation of DNA-templated transcription. Gene Ontology annotation, cellular component: prefoldin complex; cytoplasm. The record is from RefSeq and is a predicted model, not a curated record. The coding region runs from base 30 to 497 and encodes 155 amino acids. NCBI's taxonomy places the organism in Eukaryota, Metazoa, Chordata, Chondrichthyes, Orectolobiformes, Hemiscylliidae.